AUGGGCUGGGUACACAAUGCCACUCCCUCGGUCGAGGCUGCGUCCGAGUACCGGCUUAUUUUGGGAAUAUGUCUCAGCCUGACGAUGCUGAUGGUGAUUACCGUGUGUUUGCGGUUGUUCGUGCGCGCGCAAGCGAGUCGAUUGGAAAGCAGAUACGGUCUUGGUCUGCCGCUCAAGCUUCGUCCCAAGGCAAACCUAUCGACAUAUACAAAACUUAACUAUGCCGGCCGUCCAUUCUAUCAGCUUGGCAUCGCCGGAUUCAAAGCCUCUCUCUGCCUCAGCUACCUACGCCUGCUGUCCGGCACGUCCAAGAGCUUCUACCGCAUUGUGAUUUGGGUGGUGAUUACAAUCUCGACAGUCGGUCACGUCGUGGGAACUCUCGUUUUGCUUUUGGACUGUUCGCCGGUCCAAAGGGCAUGGAACACAACCGUCCAGGGCACUUGUCUCCCGGUCGGAGCGACCUUUUACGGCCUCGCCAUAUUCACCAUCAUCUGCGACGUGAUGAUCAUUUUCCUGCCGAUCCCGCUCCUUUUACAACUGAAUAUCAAACCCGCGCAAAAGGCGGGUGUGGUGUGUCUCUUCCUCCUGGGUCUGUUCACGACCAUCUGCUCGAUCCUGCGUUUGACGCAGAUUCACCGGGUGGCCUACGGAGAUGGAAACUCGACGAUGCUGGUUCUGUGGGGAACUAUUGAAUUCAAUGUCGGAAACAUCGUCACCUGCGUUCCGUAUCUGGCUCCUCUGCUCAAGGGCUACGUGCGCGAUUUCGGAUCGACUAGCGGCCGAAAAUACUACGAUAGCCGGGGCCGAAACUACGCCAUGGAAAACUGGUCCAAGGAACAGCGAUCACAUCUGCAAUCUAGUGCAUCCGGGCCCCUCCCGCCGAAAAGGUCCCCGAGCGAGGAGCUGAUUCUGGCUUCUCGGGAGCCGUCCCAUGGUGGGAUUGAGAUGACGGUGGAGUAUCGGGUGUCUCUGGAGGGGUCGGGUAGACGUGGAUCGACUAGGUGA
Messenger RNA from Penicillium cinerascens, 1005 nucleotides. RefSeq lists its product as uncharacterized. Lineage: Eukaryota; Fungi; Ascomycota; Eurotiomycetes; Eurotiales; Aspergillaceae. The record is from RefSeq and is a predicted model, not a curated record. The transcript has 5 exons. The coding region runs from base 1 to 1005 and encodes 334 amino acids.